Messenger RNA from Dacryopinax primogenitus, 2208 nucleotides. RefSeq lists its product as uncharacterized. Gene Ontology annotation, biological process: protein phosphorylation. Gene Ontology annotation, molecular function: protein kinase activity; ATP binding. Lineage: Eukaryota; Fungi; Basidiomycota; Dacrymycetes; Dacrymycetales; Dacrymycetaceae. Bases 1 to 2208 code for a protein of 735 amino acids. The transcript is spliced from 3 exons. The record is from RefSeq and is a predicted model, not a curated record.
AUGGCAUCACCAUCGACCGUGAGAUCUAGUGUCGCCACCAUCAGUCACGCAUCCGCACAUCUCUCUGCUCCCACUAUCUCGGCUCUCGCUGCUCCCCAGAUCUCCAGUACGCCUAUGAGAUCAUCGAAUAGUGGGUUAGUUACCACGAAGCACACGCAUAUGACAGUGGACGGCGUCGUCCGCGACGAGUUAGCCCACGCGUUGUAUCGCGAUUGCUCCCUCGAAGACAUCCUGAAAUCCAUCUUUGGCCUCACCGAUGCGCAACUGCGAGGACUCCAGGAGUCAGCGCGGGAUCUCGCACAGAAGUUCUUGGCAGAUGAGAAGCUCAAACAACUGGAAGAGAAGUAUCUCACGCAAGCACUCGAGCCCGAUGCAUACGUGCCGUUCUGCGACCUGGUUGAUGGUAUUAUCGAGCGCCUGGACGUGGAAGGCGACAAUCGAUUCUUGGCCAUUGGCCAGGACAAUAUCACACUCGCUCAUGGAAUGGGAGAUCGAAAGCCCGAUGUUACUCUUGCCGCAAAGGCGGUGUACGAUGCUUUCUUGAAGAAGCAAGCGACUUUCCCUUCCGGCAACGUUGCCCCUCCCCACCCCAGCCUCAAACACAACAGCACGCCGAGCGACGAAGUAGGGCUGAUCCUCGAGGCUGUUCACGCCCUGGCCUUUAUUGAAUGCAAAUGGGAAAAAGGGAAAAAUCACAGGCGCGGCCGUAAAAGUGGAACCGUUUCUAAGCACACGCCUCUCCCUACAGCUACAACCCCUUCUUCGCCCAAUUCAAGCCGACCCUCCCCCAGCAGUCUUUCAGAUCGAUCCAAGCUCCAGCCAACAGCCACGAAGCGUGCAAGAAGUCAGCCAGCAGAUGCACCAUUACCCCGCAAGCGGAAGAAGUUACCGGAUGGGAGUGCCAUCACACCCGCUCUACCCAUUACGCCCACUAGCCUAUCAGGAGGGGCCACCAAUGACGAUCUUUCCGUUGCCGACGACGACGUUUUUGGAGCCGUUGUCAAGGUCUGCUUCCCUCCAAAGACUAGGAAAUCGGAGGUCGAAUUUAUCACUCUGCUCCGACAGCAUGACGACAUAAUGGACAUGGUCCCACAAGUGUUCGCCCACAGUACUAUUGAAAUGCCCGAUUUCCUUGAACUUGUUCGCCGCUCCAAGUCCAAACCCAAGGUCGAACCUGACGUGCGCGAGAUGAGAGUGUUCGUCAUGAAGCGAUACCAUACACUUUCUGAGGUUACCUCCGCGGACGAUCUGUUAUCUAUUAUCAAAGACAUCGGGCGUUGUCACACCCAUUCUUUCAAUAAGGCCCACUUCUUGCAUCAGGAUAUAACCUUCAACAACAUUGGUUGGUAUCGGGAUGAAGAGAAAAGAGCGAGAGGCGUGCUGCUUGAUUGGGAUUUAGCCGCUGAAGUGAACGAAGCUGGGGAGCCAAUGGGAGCCACUGCCCGGCACCGAACAGGAACACCGGCAUAUAUGUCUGUUCGACUACUUCAAUCUCAUGACAGCAACCACGAACCGAUCGACGACAAAGAAUCGCUGUUCUGGGUCCUCGUAAGCGCAAUGACAAGAAAGCACUUCCAUGGAUCAGAUUUUUUCAAGGAGUUUCGGCGUGGUGGUCAAGACAUGUGGGCGCAAAUUGCCAGACAGAAGAAAGCCUUCCUCGAGGAUCUGAUGCAGUCCGAGGGUAGCCAGUGGCCGCAACACGUGCACGAGAACUUCCGAGUGCUGCUGCCAACUAUUAAUCGCUGGGCUAUUGACCUCGAGCAGCUUUCCCUGUUGUCGCGCAUGGCCAGGCUGCCUGAUGACCCAUUCUGGAGUGUCGUGGGGGUCCCAGAAAAGCUCUCACAGGCAAAAUCAAUGUUGAAUGGACUGGAGGCUUUGUUCGGAAUCAGCGAUCAUAUUACUCAUCACCUCUUUUCGAUCACGAUGUUGUUCAACACUUACACGACUGUCGCCUUAAUCGCUAUUACCACUGUUGGCAGUGCCAUGUCUCUUGGGAACCCUAGCCUCGAUGGGCUUGAGGGUCGCUCGUUCGACGAAGAGGAGCAUAGGAUCGAGAGGCGCAUAAAGCGCGAGAAGCCAUGCAAUCCGAAGUAUCAGAACUGCGGAGACAAGGUCGGACACGUGAAGAGACCGAAAGACUGGGUGAUCGAGUGCUCUCUCGAUGACGAGGACUAUGAGCUCGAGAAGCCUUGCAAUCCGAAGUAUUAG